This is a messenger RNA of Coffea eugenioides, 567 nucleotides long. RefSeq lists its product as uncharacterized. The coding region runs from base 1 to 567 and encodes 188 amino acids. Lineage: Eukaryota; Viridiplantae; Streptophyta; Magnoliopsida; Gentianales; Rubiaceae. The transcript has 2 exons. Gene Ontology annotation, molecular function: nucleic acid binding; zinc ion binding. The record is from RefSeq and is a predicted model, not a curated record.
AUGACACGAGGGACUCCGCCGAGGGGUGGUCACAAUGGACGGGGCCCGCAGAGAAGCGUCUCACAAGGAAGUUCGGCCUCAGUUGCACGUGGACCCUGUGGAUUUUGUGGGAAACCAAACCACACUGAGGACAACUGUUGGAGGAAAGAAAGGAAAUGCUUGCGCUGCGGGAGUGCGGAGCAUCAAAUAGCUAACUGUCCGGUGUUACCUCGGGAGGCUAGAGUAACCACCCAGUCGUCGAAGGCUAACUCGGGACAGUCCAAGGUAGAAGGGACAAAGCCAAAGGUGCCAGCUCGGGUUUACUCCCUUGAGCAACAACAAGUCCCUGAUUCCUCUGGGGUUGUAGAAGGUACGAUCCCUGUUUUUCAUCGUCUAGCUAGGAUUUUGAUCGACCCUGGUGCUACCCAUUCCUUUGUUAACCCCAAUUUUAUGUGCGGCAUUGAUAUAACCCCUGUUAGCUUGCCUUAUGACUUAGAAACCCCACCUCCUCUCCAGCCGUUAAACAAAUCUCCUCCUCUUGAAGCUAAGGCUCUGCAGGUGAUGGUUGAUGGCGAUGAUGGUUGCUGA